AACGUCGGAUAGCUCACUGCAAUAUAGUGUCUCUACGAAGAACGUGCCUGUCUUGAAUCGCAGCGCCAGUCUGUCAGAACUGUUGGCUGCCUAUACAAUUCAGUUAUUUCAUCACAUUCAUAUACAACAUACACCACAACAAUGGCUGGAUAACACGAACCGUGUGUGCAUUGUGUUUUACUUACGCCGAAAAAAAACAUGUAACGCAAUCAUGUAGCCGGACAUCACUGACCAGCACUGCAGAUAUGACUUGGCACUUGGAAGCGGCCGUUUUGAUAUUGGUCAUCGGUGCCGUCCACGGUGGCUACGAAGAGCCAGGGCCUAAGUACAGAUGUCCGAAACCUGGGAGCGUCAAAGAGCAGUCGUUGCAUCCUUGCCGUUGCGUGGGCGAGUCCGACAAUGGAUUGGCGUUGCAUUGCGAAAACAGUAAUUUGGCGACACUAUCCGUCGGGCUGUCGAACGUGGCGUCGCUGAGCAACGAAGUCGUCUUGGAUAACUUGACCAUAUCCUCGUGCAAUAUCGGCCGUUUUUACGGUGAUUUGUUUUACUCGACCGCCAUCAAUAGGCUGUUCAUCUGGGAUACGCCGGUAGUGGUGAUGGACGACGAUUUGUUCAUCGGAAUCAAUCAGACUCUUGUCGAACUGCACAUAGUGAAUUCCAAAUUGGCCGAAUUCCCCGCCGUGCCGUUUAGAAUACUUGGUAACUUGAAAGUACUAAACCUGGACAAACACGCUAUAUUCAAUUUGCCGGCCAACAUAUUCGCUUCUAGUCAACUACCGGCUCGUCUGGAAAAAUUGCACAUAGCCAACGGAAAGCUGUCUUCUCUGUCACCCGACACGUUUGUCGCGUGCAAAAAGCUCAAGCAUCUCGACCUCCGUGGCAACCAGUUGGAAACAUUGCAAAAGAAUCAGUUCAAAGGGCUGAGAGAUCUCGACGUGUUGGAUCUUUCCGACAACAGUAUCGGUAAAGUCGAUUCCUCGAAUUUCGGCGACUUGACAAAAUUGGUUACCAUCAAUUUGGCAAACAAUUCGCUGCCGGCCGUCACUAGAGGAACGUUUGCUAGGAAUACGUUACUGCGGUCGAUGAACCUGAGCCAUAACAAACUGACCAAGUUGGAUUCGGAGUUGUUUCGAGGGUUGCGAUUCCUUCGAAGGUUGUACCUCCACGACAACGAGAUCGGCCAAAUCGAACGGGGCACUUUCGCGUCCAUGACCAGGAUAGGAACUAUAGAUUUGGCCAGGAACCGAAUUCGCGUUAUCGACUACCAGAUGUUCGCCGGUCAGAACUACAUCGAAAUUAUCGACGUGUCUGAAAAUCAGAUAACUAAAAUCGAAAAGUUGUCGUUCAAAAAUCUGUAUUUGGUUCACAUAAACCUGUCGAAAAACAACAUCACGACUAUCGAAAGCGGAGCGUUCGAGAAUUGCGCCAACAUCACUGUGCUGGACAUGUCUUACAAUUUGAUUAGCGAGAUACCAAAAACGGCGUUUGACAACAUAACCUACGCCACGGUGUUGCAGCUUUCCUACAAUCAACUGACGGACAUGUCCCAGGUGCCGAUCGGCAACAUGGCGGGCAUUAAAGUGCUGAACAUUACACAUAACAACAUCACAGUAAUUCCCAAAGGAACGUUCCCGAAGCUCUUCGAACUGCACACGCUGGACUUCAGCCACAACGCGAUUAGAACCAUUAGUCCCACCGUGUUCCAGCCGCUGCUCAGUCUGCGCUCCGUCAACCUGAGCCACAACGCUUUAGAAGACCUCAAGUCCAGCACUUUCGGGACCCUGCCCACUUUGCUCGAGCUGUUUUUGAGCUGGAACUCGCUGAGGAAAAUCAACGCGGCCACGUUCAUCAAGAUGUCGUCGUUGAGUCACCUGGACCUAAGGCACAACGAUAUCGCUCAGAUACCCACAAUACCGAUAUCGCUGUCCAGCAUCACGAUGAGCCACAACUCCAUUUCCAACGUAUCGCCGGACCGCGCUUGGCCGUCGAUGAACGCCUUGCUGUCACUCGACCUGAGCCACAACUCUUUGGGCGACAGUCUCAACGCCGAUUCGUUUUCCAAACUGUUGUCGCUGCAGAGGUUGAUACUGGAUUACAACGCGAUCACUACACCCCCGAGCGCCGCUUUGUCUCCACUAGUAUCCUCCAGACACCUGUCGAUGAGAGGCAAUGACAUUAACCAUCUUGAUUCAAAAGCUUUCGGCGUACUGCCUGUAGUGUUCUACUUAGAUUUGUCGUUGAAUAAUAUUUCUCAAAUAGAGCCCAACGCGUUUAAUGGACUGUUGCAACUUCAACUGUUGAAUCUGACUGGCAACGAUUUGACUGAUAUACCGAAUGGUGCUUUUAGAGGCUUAGUAUCCCUAAACACGCUGGACUUGUCACACAACCAAUUAAGUUCUCUGGACAACAAGACCAACAGUUUGCUAGAAGAUUGUCUUUCCUUGAAACACUUGAAUCUUAGUCACAAUCACUUUUCGUUUUUCACGAAAAAAUCGUUUCCCAGCCACCAGUACACGCCCAGUUCCUUGGAAACGAUUGACAUAAGCUACAAUGAAAUACCUGUAGUGACCAAGGACUUAAUUGUUGGCACCAACAAAGUAACGUACUUGAAUUUAAGUCACAAUUCGAUCGAUGAAAUUAGGCCAGGUGUACUGGGAAAUUUGACUUCAUUGAAAACGUUUGAUUUGUCAUUUAAUAGUUUGGGAAUGAUGAACAAUUUAGGAAAUAUGCCCGCAAACUUGUCAACUCUUUUGUUGUCUAAUAACAAACUAAAAAAGUUACCUAAAGAGAUAUUGAACGUAGUGCCAAAGCUGAUUGAGUUUGAAGCAGAAAACAAUUUAAUCACCAGCUUACCACCGGAAAUAGCCAAAGUUGCAGGAAAAGGACCCAAUAUUUCGGUCAAAGGUAAUCCGAUUGAAUGUGACUGUGCACUUAUACCCAUCAAAAGAAUGUUAAACUCUAAGCUGACCGUCGAUCCGUAUUGGUCUCAUCUCACAUGUAUACAGUUAUUGUCUUCGGAAGUAUCGUAUGUUAAAAAUUUGAACGAAAACCAAUUAAUCUGCGAUGUGCCCAUCGAUAGCGAUGACGGUGCGUUCUCCGUUACUCCAGACGUUAAAUUCAGGAGUUUGAAAAAGGCCGGUAACAAAUAUUUAAAGAUUGAUUGGCUGGUACUUCAAAAUAAAGAGGAUAUUGCCGACUUUGUGAUAUUUAGUGGCGGCACCAAAGUAGAAGAACGAAGCUAUUCGAAACAAGUGCCGUACAACUUCAGAUCACAAACAAUCCGUCCUACUUUUGUAAAAACCUCGACAAAGUUAUGUAUACUGGCUAGAAACAGUUUCGGUCAGGAGAGACAAAUAAAAAAAUCCCAGUGUGUGGAUAUUGGCAAUUUAGGUCCAUGGAAUCUAAGUAGUGCAACCAACAACGUAUUGCAUAGCUUGUAUUUUGUUGUUAGCUUUUUGCUCACGUUUAAUAACAUUUUAUUGAAUUAUUAAUCGUUGUAUACAUUGGUAGUGUUUUUUUUUUAAAUUUAAAUUAUAUAUAUUCUGUUCCAUUUAUGUACACUACCUUAGUUACCAUUAUGAUUUUUGUACAAUAUAAAUGUUUAUAAAAUGUUUUGUUAAAUACUGAACGUUGUGACUUUGAAAGAGUCUACUCUUUCAAUUUACCAGGCUCCUUUAGUACACUUAUAAUAUAAACAAAUUGAUGUUGAAUUAUGUCUAUUUAUCAUCACACAAAGUUUGAAAGGGAAACCAAUUAAAAUAAAUCACAUU
Adelges cooleyi (spruce gall adelgid) is the source of this 3770-nucleotide messenger RNA. RefSeq names its product toll-like receptor 6 (gene conv). Lineage: Eukaryota; Metazoa; Arthropoda; Insecta; Hemiptera; Adelgidae. The transcript is spliced from 14 exons. The record is from RefSeq and is a predicted model, not a curated record. Gene Ontology annotation, molecular function: protein binding. Bases 246 to 3491 code for a protein of 1081 amino acids.